Prunus dulcis (almond) is the source of this 2216-nucleotide messenger RNA. RefSeq names its product 2-dehydro-3-deoxyphosphooctonate aldolase 1. Gene Ontology annotation, molecular function: 3-deoxy-8-phosphooctulonate synthase activity. Gene Ontology annotation, cellular component: cytoplasm; cytosol. The record is from RefSeq and is a predicted model, not a curated record. NCBI's taxonomy places the organism in Eukaryota, Viridiplantae, Streptophyta, Magnoliopsida, Rosales, Rosaceae. Bases 1017 to 1889 code for a protein of 290 amino acids. The transcript is spliced from 15 exons. Gene Ontology annotation, biological process: monosaccharide biosynthetic process.
AAGAUAAUUAGGUUCAUUGCAUUGUUGGAAAUAGGACGGGGAGAAAAAGCAGAGGUUUUGCCUCCUAUGGGAUCAAAUCAUCAAUGUAGUGAUACUUGCUGCGAUCCCCCUCCCCCACUGAAGCCAUCUUCUCUUGCUCCCUGGGAUUAAUAGAUUCAUUCUUGCUUCUUCACCUUUGGUGCCUUUGCAAACAGAAGAAGAACGAUCGGAGCUCGCAUCAACCAACCCCAAUUCUCUCUCUCUCUCUCUCAUUGCAACCCACCUCCACAUCCCCUUUUUCCCCAGUUCUCCUUCUCCCUUUUUGACUAAUUUUUUUAAAAAUUCAAUCGGGAAAGCUUCAAACAGAGGCUUCAGCAAAGGUGCUCUCCCAGGAACGCCGUACAUCCUCUUCGAUCUUGACAAGCUAGUGAUUUGGGUUUGUUUGGUUGCAGAAAUUAGGUAACCCCAUGAGGAAUCGGAGCAGAUAGAAAGGGCUCUCUGGGUCAACUGAUUGGGUGUUCAAUUGGCUAUUGUUGUUGGUGUCGAUACGGUUGGUGGUGGUGACAGUGAGGUUGGGCGACGACAGUGCGAAGAUUUAGUUCUGCGAUGGUUUAGUUCGAACUCGCGAAUUCAAUAUAGCGUGGGUAUUAUAUUGCGAGCCGCUUUUCGAGCUCGCUAAAUUAGAGGAGCGAGUGAGGGGGAUUAUUCAUUGCUAAUGAGAAGCUCUUAUCAGCAAAGAAUGAGUGAGCCCACUUUUCAGAAGCUCUUUGUAAUGGGGUUACUAGCCCAAAUUACAAGUUAAAAAGGCUGAGAAUUUUCAGAGUUGGGCCUCCAAAGUUUUUUGGACCUUCACAUUACACACAGUCGAGCGCGCACGCACGCACACACAUUCAUACAGUACAGCUUCAGUGACAGUGACAGAGAGUCGGUGACAGAAUUAUUUCAUAACACUAUCUGGGUAACUCGUCUCUGCUUCUAUACCAUUACUCACUGAAGCUCUCCCUGUUUUUGUGAUUAAAGUGAGCGAAGUGGCAAAGAUGGAUGCAUCAACAGUGUUAUAUAACCAGCUCAAGGCAGCAGAACCAUUUUUCUUAUUAGCGGGUCCCAAUGUGAUUGAAUCCGAAGAGCACAUUUUCCGGAUGGCCAAGCACAUAAAGCAUGUUGCAACAAAAGUUGGAUUGCCACUGGUUUUCAAGUCAAGCUUUGACAAAGCCAACCGUACAUCCUCAAAAUCAUUCCGGGGUCCUGGCCUCACUGAAGGCUUAAAGAUCCUUGAAAAGGUUAAAGUAGCAUAUGACAUUCCUAUAAUUACAGAUGUGCACGAAGCUAGCCAGUGUGAAGAAGUUGGUAAAGUUGCAGACAUUAUUCAGAUUCCUGCAUUUUUGUGCCGCCAGACAGAUCUUCUAGUUGCAGCAGCCAAGACUGGAAAAAUUAUCAACAUUAAGAAAGGCCAAUUCUGUGCACCUUCUGUCAUGGUAAAUUCAGCUGAGAAGGUUAGACUGGCUGGAAAUCCAAACGUGAUGGUCUGUGAAAGGGGAACUAUGUUUGGCUAUAAUGAUUUAAUUGUUGAUCCGCGCAAUUUGGAGUGGAUCAGAGAAGCUAAUUGUCCAGUUGUUGCUGAUGUAACACAUGCAUUGCAACAGCCUGCUGGGAGAAAGUUGGAUGAUGGAGGUGUAGCCAGUGGUGGUCUUCGUGAAUUGAUUCCAUGCAUUGCAAGGACAGCAGUUGCUGUUGGAGUGGAUGGAAUUUUCAUGGAGGUACACGAUGAUCCUUCUAACGCGCCGGUUGAUGGUCCAACUCAAUGGCCCUUGCGCCAUUUGGAGGAACUGCUGGUAGAGCUUGUAGCAAUUGCUAGGGUAAGCAAGGGGAAGCAACGCUUCAACAUUGAUCUCACACCCUAUCGUGAUUAGAAGACUUGAAGCUACACUUUUGGUAUACGCCUAUGUUCAAGUAAUACAUGUUGAAGUGAUAGCUAGCUCUGUAGGGGGUGGCAUUUGCCACAUCCCCACUGGAUGAGCUGGUGAUAAUGUUUGUGCAGACCAGGAUCAAAUAUGAGAUAAGAUGCUGUCCUUCGCCGGGCUAAGCCAUCAUUUAUUUAUCAUUGUAUUCAUGAAUUCAUAGCAGUUUGAAGGGUUUAUGAAAUAAUUAUUUUUGCUUUCUUCAAUCAUUUGGUUUACUUCCCUUUAAUAUGUGAUGUUUAUGCAUAUUAAGAGAAUAAUUAAUUUUGUGUUCCUACA